Molecule: messenger RNA, 1458 nt
Organism: Callorhinus ursinus (northern fur seal)
Lineage: Eukaryota; Metazoa; Chordata; Mammalia; Carnivora; Otariidae
Gene: KRT39
Product: keratin 39
Biological process (GO): epithelial cell differentiation; intermediate filament organization
Cellular component (GO): cytoskeleton
Molecular function (GO): structural molecule activity
Source: RefSeq, a predicted model, not a curated record
AUGGAUACCAAGGACCGUACAACAACAACGAUUUCUUGUUCAACGCCACACCAAGGCUGCUCUAGGAUUACAAGUUUUCGGACCAUUUCUUCUAAUACCAGCUGCCAACAUGGUGGUCUUGAAGCCAACAGCAGCCAACCAACUGGCCAUGUUCUGAGGGCUGCCAGACCCACUCCUUGCUUUUACUUCACACCCAUCUGCUUAAUAAGCAACUUCAAUACCUGUCCCCUUUUGGAUGACUGCAGCUGGUGCAGUGAAGGCAUCAACAGUAAUGAGAAAGAGACCAUGCAAAUCUUGAAUGAGCGCCUUGCUAACUACCUGGAGAAGGUGCAGAUCUUGGAACAAGAGAAUGCUGAACUAGAGUGCAAAAUCCAGGAAGAGUGUAACAAAGAGCUCUGUGUUGUAUGUCCUGACUACGUGUCCUACUAUGCCACCAUUGAGGAGCUCCAGCAGAAGAUCUUGUGUACCAAGGCUGAGAAUUCCAGACUGGUCUCACAAAUUGACAACACCAAACUGGCUGCUGAUGACUUGAGAGCCAAGUAUGAAGCUGAGGUGUCUGUACGCCAGCUGGUGGAGGCAGACACCAAAGGCCUACAGCAGAUCCUGAAUGCGCUGACCCUGGCCAAGGCUGACCUGGAGGCACAAGUCCAGUCUCUGAAGGAGGAGCUCCUCUGCCUCAAACACAACCAUGAAGAGGAAAUCAAUUCCUUACAGAGCCAGCUUGGGGACAGACUCAACAUUGAAGUGACCGCUGCCCCUUCGGUUGAUCUAAACCGGGUUCUACAAGAAAUGAGAUGUCAGUAUGAGUCCAUCAUGGAGACAAACUGCAGAGAAGUGGAACAAUGGUUCAACAUGCAGAUGGAGGGGCUGAACCAGCAGGUGGUGACCAGCUCUCAACAGCAGCAGUGCUGCCUGAAGGAGGUCACUGAACUGAGACGCACCGUGAAUGCCCUGGAGAUUGAACUGCAGGCCCAGCACCGAAUGAGAGAUUCCCAGGGAUGCAUCCUGGUGGAGACAGAGGCCCGCUACACAGCCUUACUGGCCCAGAUCCAGUGUCUCAUUGAUAACGUGGAGGUUCAGCUGGCAGAGAUCCGGUGUGCCCUGGAAAGACAGAACCAAGAAUACGAGAUUCUGCUGGAUGUCAAGUCUCGGCUGGAGUGUGAGAUUGCCACAUACCACAGCCUUCUGGAGAGUUCAGAUGUCAAGCUUCCCUGUAACCUGUGUGCCACCAAAUGUGAGCUUUCCAGUAAGGCCAGUGCCAUAGAAUGCACAGCCCCAGUUUACAGUACAUCAUCCUCAGCUCCCCGCGGGACACAUGAGCCCUGCAGUGCCUACAGAGUCCUGCCCCGAAUACUGGUUAAAAUCUGCACCAUCACUCAGGAGAUUAAGGAUGGCAAAAUCAUUUCUUCUCAUGAGCAUGUGCAGCCUUGCUUCAUCAUCAGAACUGUCAGAGUUUAA